AUGGCAGCGUCAACAGUUCAAACGGUCGAGCCGGUGACAUAUCGCUUGAAGGGUGAAGCCAAGCCCGAGGAGAUCACCUAUGGAUUCUUGAGAAGCAAGAUCCCUGCUCAUUGCUUUGAGCGCUCUGCGAUCAAGUCCUUCGCCUACCUUGCCCGUGAUAUCCUCUACUCUUCUGUGCUCGUCUACGCAGCUCUUCAUAUCGAUCUCUUGCCGACUACCACACAGCGGGUCUGUGCUUGGACUGCCUAUACUUUCCUUCAGGGCUGCGUCGGCGUUGGAAUGUGGAUUAUCGGCCAUGAGUGCGGUCAUGGUGCUUUCUCUGCGUUCCCCAUGCUGAAUGACGUUGUUGGCUGGGCUAUUCACUCCCUGCUUAUGGUGCCGUACUUCUCGUGGAAGAUCACUCACGCGAGACACCACCGUUACCAUUGCCACAUCGAUAAAGACACCGCCUUCGUUCCCCCCACUGAUGAGGACAGCAAGAUCGGGGAGCCUACCAUGCUGGAGAAGGCCAAGGAGCUGUUCGAGGAGACUCCCUUUUACAACGCGGUUGCUCUUCUGUCACAACAGAUCUUUGGAUGGCAAUUUCAUCUGAUGUUCAAUAUCAGCGCUGGAAACAAGAGUAUGCCUGAGAAGGCAACCAGCCCCAAGCCGUUUCGUAACAGCCACUUUGACCCUCUCGGUUCCCUGUUCACCGACUCCCAGGCUCACCUUAUUGCCAUCACUGAUAUUGGCCUUCUGAUUGUCGGUGGUACGCUCUACUACCUGGGCACUCAGAUUGGAGCUUGGAAGAUUGCGCUGCUCUAUGUUGUGCCCUACUUCUGGGUUCACCACUGGCUUGUUGCCAUUACCUACCUGCACCACACUCACCCGUCCGUGCCGCACUAUGAUGCGAAUACGUGGACCUUCAUGAAGGGUGCUCUCUCCACCGUCGACCGUCGCUUCGGCUUCAUCGGUCGUCACUUAUUCCAUGAGAUCAUCGACUACCACGUUAUUCACCACCUGUGCCCCAAGAUCCCCUUCUACCAUGCUGAGGAGGCCACCAAUGCAAUUGUCCCCUAUCUCGGAGAACAGUAUCAUCUCGACGAGGGACAUUUCCUCAAGUCAUUGGUCGACACCUUCGCCUCCUGCAAGGUUGUCUCCGAUGUCAACUCGGAUGGUGUGCUGCACUGGAAGCUCCCCAAGAAUGGAUCCAAGAAGCAAAACUAG
Messenger RNA from Penicillium daleae, 1206 nucleotides. RefSeq names its product oleate delta-12 desaturase. The transcript is spliced from 3 exons. Gene Ontology annotation, biological process: lipid metabolic process. Gene Ontology annotation, molecular function: oxidoreductase activity. Lineage: Eukaryota; Fungi; Ascomycota; Eurotiomycetes; Eurotiales; Aspergillaceae. Bases 1 to 1206 code for a protein of 401 amino acids. The record is from RefSeq and is a predicted model, not a curated record.